CAUAAAGUUGACUUUCUCGUCGUGGUUCGAAGUUACUUCCCGAGGUGCUGUAGCACGCUGUUAAUAGACAAACAAUUCACAAGAAGCAUCUAUACAUGGAUAGUCAAAGACAAUCCAAUAGGGCCGUCGAAAGUAUGCUCUGUCAGUGGGACGGUUGCGGUCAGGCCUUCAAUACGCAGCUGGAUCCCUGGAUACAUAUAACGCAAUGCCAUUUUUCUCCUUCUCGCCAUGAAUGCUCUUCUUGCAACAAAGUUGUGAAAGGGUUCGCGGAGGCACACCUUCAUGCUAUCAGCCAGCAUCAAAUUGCAGUGUCGAACGAGCAUUGGACUUAUCGCGACGGUGAAGAGUGUUUCCUUGACUUUCGGGAUGGACCGGGUUCCAGGGUUUUGUGCUUCUUCUUGAUCCUUUCCGAGGAAGUUUAAGGGAAUUGCAGUGGUGUACUUGUUUGUUUUCAAUUUUGUGAGAAUGUCUUGCCUUCGCCUAUAGUCAAAAGUGUCGUGGUGCAAAAGGAAGCUUGAUUCAUCUUAUUUCAAAG
Molecule: messenger RNA, 535 nt
Organism: Aspergillus welwitschiae
Lineage: Eukaryota; Fungi; Ascomycota; Eurotiomycetes; Eurotiales; Aspergillaceae
Exons: 2
Coding region: 96-422 (108 amino acids)
Source: RefSeq, a predicted model, not a curated record